Lithohypha guttulata is the source of this 1323-nucleotide messenger RNA. RefSeq lists its product as uncharacterized. The record is from RefSeq and is a predicted model, not a curated record. Bases 1 to 1323 code for a protein of 440 amino acids. Lineage: Eukaryota; Fungi; Ascomycota; Eurotiomycetes; Chaetothyriales; Trichomeriaceae. Gene Ontology annotation, cellular component: dynactin complex. The transcript has a single exon.
AUGUGGACCUCGCUCGACGCUGGCAUAGACUUCGCAAAUCCUUCUGGAAUACGACAGCAGCUUGAGAAGAAAGAUCGAGAUCGCAAGGACAAUACAAAAAGCACCUUCUCAACAUCGAGGACAGGCGCUUACAACGAUGUCUCGAAGGCAAGAGGUGCAUCAGGUUUAUCAAAGGAGUACAACCAUUCCGCAGAACCAGCCGAUCAGGCUGACCAACAAGGACAGCCAGAUCCUCCUAAGCCGCUGGAUCAUCAGUCUAGAUUCAACGCUUUGAAAAGCUUCUAUCGAGAGCAAUUAAUAGCCUCUGAUACAAAUCAAACUUCAGCUCUUGAUGCAGCAUUUUCUUCUCCUUCGUCUCUCACACGGCUGAUGAAUCUCUACAGCAGUAGUGGGGGUAUGCUGAAGAAACAAAAACCAAAGAUCUCCGUCAUGAGGGAAGCUCUUGUUAUAAGUGAAGGACUACAAAUAGCCACAGAUCCUUCUCUUCGCGAUGAUUCAGUAUUUGCCUAUGACGAUACACCUUCUCCCGAGCAGACAGCAUAUCAGUAUCCUGCUCCGUUGGGCAAUCCCACUGCUGUUAAAGUGUCUGAGCUCAAACCCAUGCCUACUCUGCUGCGGACGAAAAGGUCAAAACGUUGCGCAGCGUGCAAACAUAUCCUAGUGAAGCCUGAACUCAAAGUCACCUCAACGCGCUACCGUAUCAAGCUCGUCGCCCUCAACUACAUUCCGUUCAUCACACUCAAACCUGUCCCGACUCCUGGCGGACUGCUCUCUGCAGGUCCUGAUGGUGAUCCUACAGUCAAACUUCAGCCUGGCAAACCCAGUCAAUGGAUCCUGACUCUGAAGAAUCCUCUCUUCGAGAACGUUGAUGUUAGUCUUGGCUCGCCGAGCACGACACCCGGCAAGCAUGGUCAUAAGGUCACCAUCCUCUGCCCACAGUUUAGCAUUGGCAAAAACGGAGAUGUCUGGGAUGAUCCUAUAUCGCAAACUCUCCCCAAAUCAGACGCGCAAAUGUCCCUCGGUCUAGGUGGUGAGCAGAUAGCUGGUAAGGUCUAUGAUCGUGGCAGAAACUGGACGAGUGUCGUGAUUGAGAUCGUUGCUUCGAGUAUCGUGAAGGACAAAGAUGAGCCAAAUAUUCAGGACGACGAUCUUUUACAAAUACCUGUUCGUGUCAAUCUCGAAUGGAAGGUCACAGACGAACAAGCACUAAGACAAGAGCAUGGCGACAAGAGAGGUACAGAAAUUGAGGGUGAUGACGGUAGCAGAUCACUAUCAUAUUGGGUUGUUUUAGGUAUAGGACGAGUCGCUGGUCAUACUGUCUAA